CCAUGAAUUUAGGUGACAAGCAAGAGCAACACCAAUUUAUUUUUUCGGUUAAUAUCGAGUUUAAUUUCAUACAUGAAAUGAUGAAAAUGCGACAACUAAAUUUGACAAAUCGACAUUGCUUCAUCGUUUAAAAAUAUCUUCCCUCACGGCGAAAGGAAAAAGCAUGGCGUUAUCCACUACCUUAUCCCUUCACGGUGCCGGCGCCGGAACCUUGUUCGGCGGUGAGCUCCGGCAACUGGGUCACGAUAAUUUCAGAGUUUCUAAAAGACCCAGAAAACAAAAUUUCUGCUCAUGCUGGAAUGGCUCCCCAUUUCCAAACCAAAACUGCAUUUGGGGGAUGCCCUCUGCCAAUAAUUUCCAUUUGAAGUCAAUGGAGUGUUCGCCAUUGUUCGCCGUCGAAGGAGAAGCUGAAGAUGGCUUUUUAUCGAAUAUGAAUGACGAUACUGAUGACAUGUAUGAUGAUUUGUUCAAGAAGUUUGGGAAUGUGGUUUUCAAGAGCAACGAUCAAAAGCCUCCCAGUGCAGAAAUUGACGACGAUGCAGAAAGCCUUUCAUUUGCUGUAUCAAUGGCGAAGGUUGCAAGUGAUGUAAAGGCUGCAGAUAUCCGGGUUCUAUUUGUGAAACCUCUAGUUUAUUGGACAAGAUUUUUCAUCAUUGCCACGGCAUUUUCUCGUCCUCAGAUUGAUGCUAUAGGAUCACGGAUAAGAGACCUUGCCGAGAAGAAGUAUGGAAGAAGUCCUUCUGGUGACGUGAAGCCAAAUUCCUGGACUUUAUUGGAUUUUGAAAGCAAAUUGCCCUGUUGUUUUUGUUCUCAGGAGAUGUUGUUAUCCAUAUUUUUCUACCCCAGCAAAGGGCAUUCUAUAACUUGGAAGAGUUCUAUGGCAAUGCAACUCCCGUGGAGCUACCGUUCGAAAACCAACGGCCAUUUUGAAGUAAAAACCGCAGCAGAUUUUCCCCCGAGCAGCUGAUGGUGAAGGAAAAAUGCAGUUUGUGGCAGCUGGUGAGGCAGAUUGCUUGUGUUUGUUGUGUCCUCUCAUCAAAACAGCUACCAUGUGAAGUGUUGCAGAAUCAGCUGCAUGAGUUGGGAGUUCCAACUUCUGACUGCUUGAGGUUGAAGACAGAAUCACUUGGCAGAUGGUGGUAUUAUGAGAGCCCUAUCCCAAACUUUCUCCUGUCUCCCAACUCUCUCUCUCUCUCUCUCCCUUUCUCUCUCUUUUGAAUGACUGGUCUGAUUUGAGAUAGUUUUCAAGUAAAGUUAGUUGUUAUGAAUCAAGUUGGUUAGAUGGGCCCUGUUACUUAGAAGAAUGAAUUAAGAUUUUAUUUACUAAAUAAGGAAAGCUUGUAAGAGAAUUAAAAUGAUAUUGGUUUGGUCAAGUGUUAUGUUUGAACUUCUUCUAUUAUGUGGAUUAGAGAAUCUCCAUUGAUACUAUUA
Molecule: messenger RNA, 1431 nt
Organism: Benincasa hispida (wax gourd)
Lineage: Eukaryota; Viridiplantae; Streptophyta; Magnoliopsida; Cucurbitales; Cucurbitaceae
Product: Lojap-related protein
Biological process (GO): negative regulation of translation; negative regulation of ribosome biogenesis
Molecular function (GO): ribosomal large subunit binding
Source: RefSeq, a predicted model, not a curated record